This is a messenger RNA of Branchiostoma floridae (Florida lancelet), 2205 nucleotides long. RefSeq lists its product as uncharacterized. The coding region runs from base 30 to 1649 and encodes 539 amino acids. The transcript is spliced from 12 exons. Lineage: Eukaryota; Metazoa; Chordata; Leptocardii; Amphioxiformes; Branchiostomatidae. Gene Ontology annotation, biological process: lipid metabolic process. The record is from RefSeq and is a predicted model, not a curated record.
ACAGGCUCGCAGGUAGAAGUACGUUUAAGAUGGGGUUCGGACAGUCCAAACCGGAGGCCAAACUGCCUGAUCUUGACGCCAAAAGGUUCCGAAAGUACAACUUUCCGUUUGAGAACAUCGUGAUGGAAGGGGGAGGAGCCAAGGGGAUCGCGUACAUCGGGGCGGUCAAGGUUCUGGAGGACGCGGGGAUCAUGAAGAACAUCAAGCGGUUCGCCGGCACCAGCGCAGGCGCAAUCACGGCCGGCUUCCUGGCGGCGGGGAUGUCGUCUGGUGACGUGCUGGACGUCAUGAACAAGACGGACAUGCCGAAUAUCCUCCUGGCAGACAUAUGGAAGCACGUGGGUGCCCUGUACGAUCUGCUGAAAAACUACGGCGUGUUCAGGGGCCAGUCGUUCCUAGAGUGGUACGGAGAAAUCCUCCGACAACACUUCGAGAAGAAGAAGCCGGAAAGUGAAGAGACGAAAGGACCCUACCAUGGCCUGACGGAGAACAUCACGUUUGCACAGCUAUAUGAGGCCCUUGGUGUGGAGUUCUGUACUGUGGCCUACAACACCCAGAUUAAACGGGAGGGCUACUUACACGUCAAGACAUUCCCUCUGGGCUCAGUGCGGGAUGCAGUGCGCAUGUCUAUGUCCCUUCCAGUUGUUUAUCAGCCCCACAAAGUCGGCCGAGAUAGAGACACAGCGGCCCGUUGGAUCGACGGAGGCGUCUGCGCGAACACCCCCGUGUACUGCUUUGACGGUUGGUGGUUGUCUAUGGAGGAGAGUAACUCUUUCCAUGAACGUCUGGGGGAGAAGCAGGACAGGGAUGCGGUCAGGAGGGCCUUCCGCCCCGCCUACAGUCACGAGCGCUUCGAGCCGGACGGGGACGAGGAAGAAAAAAAGGCGAAGAGGAGCAAAACGCUCGGGUUGCUGCUGUAUUCAGAUGGCGACCCUGAAUUCUACCAGGACCAGUUCACAGAUCGCGUCCGCAACUUCACAGACCAGCACCAGGAACUGGAGAAGGAAGCCAUCAAGCCGGACACAGAGAAGCGUCGCACGUAUGAUGAAAACACGGAGAAGAGGAAGGCUCUGGAAACAAAAAAGAAGGAGGAGCUGAUGAAACAGGUAAAACUGAAAGAGAAGCUGGACAAGGUGACUGAGGAGCAGUUCCCGAAUGAGGACCAGAUGAGGGCCUGCUUUAACACCGAAAUGACAAAAGAGGACCUUCAAAUCAUCAAAAGUGACCUGGACAUGUCAGACGAAGAGAAAGCUUUUAAGGAUGCUUUUGACCGUAGUUUCCUCAACUUUAAGGGAGAGCCGACCAAGGGAACUACGGAGAACAUCUUCAACAACUGGGCGCCUCUGAAGUUGGCCAUGAUGGACCAACUCAAACAUACUUCCAUCAGUAAACCGGGCGAGCUUUAUAUGUCGUAUCUGGACUUUGUGGGCAAGAGCAAGCCGAUUCGGGAGCAUGACGUCGGCAGGUGCGUCGGUAUUGACGUGGAUUACGUCGGUACCGGAGACUUCGACAUGGCUCCUGAGGACAAGACUUUCCUCAUGAUGCAAGGAGCCAUCGCCACUGUGGCGUUUCUGGAAGAGUUCAUCAAGGAAAACGGGCUGAAGCCUGAAAUUAAGAAAAAGGCCUUGGAGAUGGAUACAUCGCUGUAGAACACACUUGGAGUAGGACUUACAAAUAAAAGUUAGACGAAAUCAUUGAAAAAGAAAGAGAAAAGUAAGUUUAACUGUAAUAUCUAACACAGAAAUUUGAGUCACCCACAUUUUCGACUUCCAAAAUUAGUUGCAGAUAGCGUUAGACAGAGCGGCAAUGUGUUGGAAUAAACAAAUAUUAAACAGCUAAUACAUUUACUGGUGAUUGAGAAACCAUCUGACAUGAUCUUGUAGCACACUUCACGCCAAUGCAUACGGAGAGGUCAGCGAUCGAGGUUAUUAGUAGAGGCUAAUAGGGCCUUCACACUGAAACCGAAUUAGUUUAGUUUAGCUUUGGUUUAGUUUAGUUAUACAGAUCUCCAUUAGUGACUGAUAUGUCACUAUUCUUCCUGGAGUCCAGGUGAUUUGUAGAGAAUGACCAAUUCUAGAAGGAUUUUGCAUCAUCGCACACCGCACCAUCGCACGUGUGGGGGUUCUUUAACUUGCCUGGGGUAUGGCUCUCCCCAGACACGGGACCUCCAUUUUACGUCUUAUCCGAGGGACGGCCCUAGCCGAA